CUUUCCUUUUCUCCUACUACACCCAUGAGCAGCCACGUCAGAGUCCUGACCCUGCUCAUAGCCAUGCUCCUGUCCUGCUGUGGAUUAGCAAUCAUCUGUGGUAUUAUUGGCUACGCUCAUGGCAUGCACACGCUGGCUUUCAUGGCAGCAGAGUCUCUGCUUGUGACGGUCAGAACGGCUCAUGUGAUUUUGCGAUAUGUAAUUCAUCUCUGGGAUCUCAAUCAUGAAGGAACAUGGGAGGGCAAAGGCACAUACGUCUACUACACGGAUUUUGUCAUGGAGCUAACCCUGCUUUCACUGGACUUGAUGCAUCAUAUUCAUAUGCUGCUGUUUGGCAAUAUCUGGUUGUCAAUGGCGAGCCUGGUGAUUUUUAUGCAACUGCGCUACCUGUUUCACGAGGUUCAGCGAAGAAUUCGUCGGCACAAGAACUACCUGCGUGUGGUUGGAAACAUGGAAGCUAGGUUUGCAGUUGCAACACCAGAGGAGUUAGCAGCCAAUAAUGAUGACUGUGCCAUUUGCUGGGACUCCAUGCAAUCCGCACGUAAACUCCCUUGCGGCCAUCUCUUCCACAACUCAUGCCUGCGGUCCUGGCUGGAACAAGAUACAUCUUGCCCCACCUGCAGAAUGUCUCUUAAUAUCACUGACAGCCAUCAUGUGAGGGAGGAUCACCAAAGGGAAAAUCUGGAUGAGAACCUGGUCCCCGUGGCAGUAGCAGAAGGCAGACCACGCUUGAACCAGCACAAUCACUUCUUCCACUUUGACGGCUCUCGAAUUGCCAGCUGGCUGCCCAGUUUUUCAGUAGAAGUGAUGCAUACUACAAACAUCCUCGGUAUCGCACAAGCCAGCAACUCCCAGCUUAAUGCUAUGGCCCAUCAGAUUCAGGAGAUGUUCCCUCAGGUUCCUUAUCAUUUAGUUCUACAGGAUCUGCAGCUAACUCGUUCUGUAGAGAUCACCACUGACAACAUCCUGGAAGGGCGCAUCCAGGUACCUUUCCCCACACAGCGUGCAGAUAGCAUUAGACCUGCAUUGAACAGUUCUGUGGAACGACACAGUACUGAUCAGGAGGAUACUGAAACUGUCACCCAG
This is a messenger RNA of Leptosomus discolor (cuckoo roller), 1086 nucleotides long. Lineage: Eukaryota; Metazoa; Chordata; Aves; Leptosomiformes; Leptosomidae. The record is from RefSeq and is a predicted model, not a curated record.